GCGGGUCUGCAGACGUGCGGGAACGCGCGCCCUUGGACCAUGGCGACCCAGGCGAAGCGGCGGCGGGUGGUGGGGCCUGCGGGCGGCGGCGACCCGGCCCCGGUGGCCGGCUUCCUGAGCUGGUGCCGGCGGGUGGGGCUGGAGCUGAGCCCCAAGGUGGCGGUGAGCCGGCAGGGCACGGUGGCCGGCUACGGCAUGGUGGCGCGGGAGAGCGUGCAGGCCGGGGAGCUGCUGUUCGCCGUGCCGCGGGCCGCGCUCCUGUCGCAGCACACCUGCGCCAUCGGCGGCCUGCUGGAGCGAGAGCGAGGCGCGCUGCAGAGCCAGUCGGGCUGGGUGCCGCUGCUGCUGGCGCUGCUCCACGAGCUGCAGGCCCCGGCCUCGCCCUGGAGCCCCUACUUUGCGCUCUGGCCCGAGCUGGGCCGCUUGGAGCACCCCAUGUUCUGGCCAGAGGAGGAGCGCCGGCGACUGCUGCAGGGCACAGGCGUACCUGAGGCCGUGGAGAAGGAUUUGGCCAACAUCCGCAGCGAGUAUUAUUCCAUCGUGCUGCCCUUCAUGGAAGCCCACUCCGAUCUUUUCAGCCCCCGAGUUCGCUCUCUGGAACUCUACCGCCAGCUCGUGGCUCUUGUGAUGGCCUACAGCUUUCAGGAACCACUGGAGGAAGAGGAGGAUGAAAAGGAGCCAAACUCCCCUUUGAUGGUGCCUGCUGCAGACAUACUAAACCACUUAGCCAAUCACAAUGCCAGUCUAGAAUACUCUCCACAUUGUCUUCGGAUGGUGGCCACUCAGCCCAUUCCUGAAGGCCAUGAGAUUUUCAACACUUAUGGACAAAUGGCUAAUUGGCAGUUGAUUCAUAUGUAUGGUUUUGCUGAACCAUAUCCUGACAACACGGAUGACACGGCUGACAUUCAGAUGGUGACUGUUCGUGAAGCAGCGUUACAAGGAACAAAAGUUGAAGCUGAAAGGCUCCUACUGUAUGAACGCUGGGAUUUUUUAUGCAAACUGGAGAUGGUAGGGGAAGAGGGAGCCUUUGUGAUUGGGCGGGAGGAGGUGCUGACUGAAGAGGAGCUGGCCACCACACUCAAGGUACUGUGCAUGCCUGCUGAGGAAUUCAGAGAGUUUAAAGACCACGAUGGAUGGAGAGAUGAUAAAAGGGAAGAGGACAGCCUGACAAUCACAGAUAUCCCCAAACUCAAAGCAUCAUGGAGACAGCUUCUUCGGGACAGUGUUUUGUUGACCCUGCAAACCUAUGCCACAGACUUAAAAACUGAGCAAGAUUUACUCAGUAACGAGGUCUAUGCCACACUCAGCUGGAGGGAACAGCAAGCCUUACAGGUUCGUUAUGGUCAGAAGAUGAUCUUACACCAGUUGUUGGAACUGACAAGUUAGUGGGCUCCCUUUUGCCUGAAGGAGCAUCCAGGAGAACUUAAUGCUAAGCUGAUACACGUUGAUGCCUGAAAAGAAGGAAAAUCUGGAUGUUUUGCUUUGCAUUUCGUACUAAAUACCAAAAGGAAAAGUAGCAAAAUUGUUGUCUAGGAUGAACUCCAAGGUAAGAGUGAUGUGCUGAAGGAUUGGGAGCAGUAGACUUGGGAAUCGCUGCUUAUUGUUACUAAGACUAAUAAAUUUUAUAGUUGUUCGGUUCUCAGAUUGAUCCAGUUAGCAGAAAUGUGAUAGUGAUACAUUUUGUUGUAGUCUAGCAUUUUAAUAACAUGGACUGUGAAAGUAGACCUGGUUCAGGUCUACUUUGAGCAAGUCACUUUCCCAUUUUUAACAGCUGUCUGCUGCUGGAGGAUUUAAUAGGCUGUGUCACCGGGACUGAGCAAUUGUUUUAAUUCUUUAGCAGUCUAGAUGGCACAACUCAUCCUUAAGACAGCAAUGACAUUCAAACCCCCAUGUAAGAUUUCUACUAUUUAACCUUGAACCUUUUUGUCCUCUCUGGCCAUAAAAUUUGACAGUCAUGAAAGGUGAGGUGUAAUAUAAAAUGGGAAAAGUUUUAAAUAUAUACCUACUCCUUUUCUUUUAAAAAGGAUAUCAAAACACUGUGAGGGCAAAGGAUAUUUUUAAAAGGGCAUUUUGAAAUUGUUUAGCCAUUGAAACCUACUCCAAUAAUUUUUCACUGUUGGAAAGGAAAACAACACUACACAAAAAUCGCUUCCUUAUUUAAAGAUGCCAGAUUGAUAGUGGGAAAACCUACCAUUCAGCAAAAGUUGGUGUUCCCCAGUGGCCCCAAUGAGAAGGCUGGGCAGUCCACUUUCCUCCUCACCACCAGCACUGGCUGCUACUGAGAAAGCCACAGUGGACUCACGUGUGUGUCAUGACUUUAAUGUUUAACUACAGUAUGCAUACACAUACAAGAAUAGGGAAGCUAAAGCCCAGAACUAGGAAGGCUACAAAAUACAACACAUGGACCAAUACAUUUAUAAAACAUUCAAAAUCCUUACAAAAGGGACUGUAUUGGUCCUUUUGACUUUGUUGUUCAGCUUAGUCUUAUGGCCAUUCAUUGGGAUAAUGGGGAAGGGCAAUUCAUAAUAUUUGGUUCCUUUCCACGCAAUUUACAAGUUAUCAGGAGAGAGAUGGAACUUUAGGCCUGGUUUGGCUUCCAUUUAUAAAAAAGAAAUGUUUCACAGGGCCCAAGGGGACGUGUUCUCCAGCAGAAAAGAGAAAAUGAUGCUCUCCCCACAUCCAGCUUUAUAUUUGGGGAAGAUGCAAAAUAAAAACCCACAGAAUCUCAACUGUGAACUCUUCCCAUGUUCCCUGGCAUACCAAAUUCUACACAUCCACAUUUUUUU
Molecule: messenger RNA, 2786 nt
Organism: Hippopotamus amphibius kiboko
Lineage: Eukaryota; Metazoa; Chordata; Mammalia; Artiodactyla; Hippopotamidae
Gene: SETD6
Product: SET domain containing 6, protein lysine methyltransferase
Exons: 9
Coding region: 40-1386 (448 amino acids)
Biological process (GO): peptidyl-lysine monomethylation
Cellular component (GO): nucleus
Molecular function (GO): protein binding; protein-lysine N-methyltransferase activity
Source: RefSeq, a predicted model, not a curated record